This is a messenger RNA of Chelmon rostratus (copperband butterflyfish), 3357 nucleotides long. Its product is annotated as potassium voltage-gated channel subfamily B member 1-like. Gene Ontology annotation, cellular component: membrane; voltage-gated potassium channel complex. Lineage: Eukaryota; Metazoa; Chordata; Actinopteri; Chaetodontiformes; Chaetodontidae. The record is from RefSeq and is a predicted model, not a curated record. Gene Ontology annotation, biological process: protein homooligomerization; potassium ion transmembrane transport. Gene Ontology annotation, molecular function: protein binding; delayed rectifier potassium channel activity. The coding region runs from base 134 to 2542 and encodes 802 amino acids. The transcript has 3 exons.
CGGGAUAUAAGGAAGAUAUCCACAAGAAGAAGCGAGGGGCGACCCUGAUGCGGUCAUCUACAGGACCAUGUCUUCUUAAUCUACCGGACUGCAUCUUCCAGUCUUUCACAGCGACCGAGUGACUUGAGUGAAGAUGAUCAAAGCGGGGUCCCGGCCGGCCACCUCGCUGCCGCCGGACACGAUGGACAUCAUCCGCAGCAAGACCCACACCCGCCGGGUGAGACUCAACGUCGGGGGCCUACUCCACGAAGUCCUGUGGAGGACUCUGGACAGGCUGCCCCGCACAAGACUGGGCAAGCUGAGAGACUGCAACACUCACGACUCCAUCAUGGAGAUAUGCGACGACUACAGCUUGGCCAACAACGAGUACUUCUUCGACAGGCACCCCGGCGCCUUCACCUCCAUCCUGAACUUCUACCGCACCGGAAAGUUGCACAUGAUGGAGGAGAUGUGCGCCCUCUCCUUCAGCCAAGAGCUGGAUUUCUGGGGCAUCGACGAGAUCUACCUGGAGUCCUGCUGCCAGGCCAGGUACCACCAGAAGAAGGAGCAGAUGAACGAGGAGCUCAAAAGAGAGGCAGAGAACAUGAGGGAGAGGGAGGGAGAGGAGUUUACCACCACAUGCUGCUCCGAGAAGAGGAAGAAGCUGUGGGACCUCUUGGAGAAGCCAAGCUCAUCAUUUGCUGCUAAGAUCCUGGCAAUUAUCUCCAUCCUCUUCAUUGUGCUGUCUACCAUUGCCUUGUCUCUGAACACCCUUCCAGAGCUACAGGACACAGAUGAGUUUGGCCAGUCCUCAGACAACCCACAACUGGCCCAUGUGGAAGCUGUGUGUAUUGCCUGGUUUACCAUGGAGUACCUGCUUCGCUUCCUCUCCUCCCCCAGCAAGUGGAAGUUCUUUAAGGGUCCUCUGAAUAUCAUAGACCUGCUGGCCAUCUUGCCCUACUAUGUCACCAUCUUCCUGACAGAAUCCAACAAGAGUGUGCUGCAGUUUCAGAACGUCCGUCGAGUGGUUCAGAUUUUUCGGAUCAUGCGGAUCUUGCGUAUUUUGAAGCUGGCUCGUCACUCCACAGGUCUUCAGUCUCUGGGCUUCACACUUAGGAGGAGCUAUAAUGAGUUGGGCCUGCUGAUUCUUUUCUUGGCCAUGGGCAUCAUGAUAUUCUCCAGUCUGGUCUUCUUUGCAGAAAAGGAUGAAGAGGACACCAAGUUUAAAAGCAUUCCAGCUUCCUUCUGGUGGGCUACGAUUACUAUGACAACGGUAGGCUAUGGCGAUAUCUACCCAAAAACUUUGCUAGGAAAGAUAGUUGGAGGCUUGUGCUGCAUCGCUGGAGUACUGGUGAUAGCCCUGCCUAUUCCCAUCAUCGUGAAUAACUUUUCCGAGUUCUACAAAGAGCAAAAGAGGCAGGAGAAGGCCAUCAAAAGAAGGGAGGCUCUGGAGAGGGCUAAGAGAAAUGGUAGCAUUGUCUCUAUGAACAUUAAAGAUGCAUUUGGCCGCAGUGUAGAACUCAUGGAUGUAAUGGUAGAAAAUAUUGAUGAAAAGAAGGAGAAGGUGCAUGAUAAUCAUGUGUCUCCUUGUCAGCCGAAAGGGACACCCAAACUCAAGCCUGUGAUGAGCCCCAGCAGCCCCACCAAGACCCUUGACCCAAACUACCAAGAGCAGGCCAAGCCCUCUGGCAGCCCUCAGCACCUCAGCGCACAAAAAUUGGAGGAGAUGUACAACAAGAUGGCCAAGGCUCAGUCACAACCCAACCUUAACAGCAAGGAAAAAGGGCCGCUGUCCAAAGCAGUUGAGCAGAAAGCUGAAUUUGAGAUGGGAAGAAUCCCUACUGAAGCUACCUCAAGCACAGCAGAGGCAGUAACAGACAUGAGGAGCAUGUCCAGCAUUGACAGCUUCAUCAGCUGUGCCACUGACUUUCCUGAGAGCUCUCGCUUUUCCCACAGCCCCAUCGGCAACCUGCCGGGGAAGGUCAGCACCAACCCCGGCCUGGAGCCCACCUUGGAGAAUGAACAUGAAGGAUCCCAGAGCACCACUACACCCCUAUCACGACAAAGCACCAAGCCUGGACCGUAUUCUGACAGCCCCACGGGUCUGCGCUUCAAAAACCCACUCAGAAGCCGCUCCCUCAAGGUCAACUUCAGGAGUGGGGAGGAUUCAGGGACAGGGGCCCUCUCAGACAGCUCAUCAGUCCAGAGCCCAGAGGUGUCCGUCUACACAACUGCCAGCAGCAGGACGCCCACCAAAAGCCCAGAGAAUAUACUGCCCACAAUCUUCACAUUCCACGAUGCAUCCAUCAGCAAAUUCAUUGAUGCUGACACAGAUGAGGAGGAGCACAUGCAUGAUGGUUCAGGCAACAACCCAUCCCAAAGACUCCUGGACAAAGCCAGCCCCAAGUUUGGUCAUCACUCCAGCUUCCAGCAGGGGUCCAACCACACAGAGAGCCUGCAGAGGAAGAUGGGGAACAGCACACUGCCGCUGGAAGCACAGGAGAACCACAUGGCUCAGGAACUACACCCACUUCAGGGCGAGACGAGUCACUCUAAUGCUUAAAGAUACGACAAGUGAGAGACCACAGAGGAAACAUACAGGAGAGGAGGCAGCAGAGAGGGAAAUAAGAAGCACAGUGAACUCAGCAAAACUGAUCUUCCCAAAAAUAUGAAAGGCACUGAAAACACUUGCAGGAACAUUUGAACAGCAGUAAUACAAAAUGAUUCUCCCAUGAAAAUUAUUUACAGCCUAGUUGUAAUAUAGAUUUUUUUUAUAUACAUAAGCAAAACCUUAUUUUUCUGACCCUGGAUACCACUUUAAAGCCACUAUAGCAAAAGCUGUCCAAUUAGUAGCAAAGCACAGAGGGCACUGAAACGUGACACUGCAAACUGGGAAACCCACUCAGCUGAGAGUUCAAAUAACUACAUUGUAGUGGGGGGGGGGCUUGCAUUUAUCUUUAAGUUACGGUUACAGAGCAUAUAAUCAUGGCAUUACAAAGGCAAUAGUGUGUUGGGGAAAUGUAUAGUUUGCUUCCUAUAACUUCCUUCCUCAAAACUGGCCUUAGUUUAUGUUGUCACCCAUGUUUUACGUUUGUGUUUGUAUGAGUGAGAGAGACAGACAGGUGGACCGCACACAUAUAAGAGUGUGCACAGAUUGUCUUUCAUAUACAGUAUAUUUAUUGUAAUGUAGCGUCCUUGGUCUCUUGUCUUAAGUGUGAACUUGAGGAGAAUCAAGUGUUUCAGUCUGUUUCUGUUGGACAGGAGUUGUGUCUUGCUCUGUGACAUUUUUUUACUGCACAGAAUGGACAACACAGAGAGACACUGUGAGGCUGCAUCAUUUCCUUCUUGUCCCCGUUGUGCCCGACUGCUGGCAAGAGA